This is a messenger RNA of Penaeus monodon (black tiger shrimp), 3061 nucleotides long. It is a transcript of the gene CYLD, whose product is annotated as ubiquitin carboxyl-terminal hydrolase CYLD-like. Gene Ontology annotation, molecular function: cysteine-type deubiquitinase activity; K63-linked deubiquitinase activity. Gene Ontology annotation, biological process: protein K63-linked deubiquitination. Lineage: Eukaryota; Metazoa; Arthropoda; Malacostraca; Decapoda; Penaeidae. The record is from RefSeq and is a predicted model, not a curated record. Gene Ontology annotation, cellular component: cytosol.
CUUUUGGCAGUAUGGAUUGUCAACCAGUAGGUGGGAGUGUUCCACCCUUGUCAACACCAGAAGAAGUGCGAGCGAUGUUUGGCAAGAACCGAGGCAUUCAAGGUCACCAGAAUUCAUGUUAUCUUGAUGCCACACUGUUCAGUAUGUUUGCAUUUACCAGUGUCUUUGACAAUCUGCUGUUUCGACCUCCAACUCCUCAGGACAUAAAAGAGUAUAAUGAGGUCCAAAGAGUGUUGAGGGAAGAAAUUGUGAAUCCUUUAAGAGCAAAUCUCUUUGUGCGUGCUGAUAGAAUUAUGAAGCUUCGUACAAUGCUUGACCAUCUUUCCUCUGUACGAGGCCUGACCACAGAAGAAAAAGACCCGGAGGAGUUCCUGCAUUCCCUUCUUGCACAGAUCUUGCAGGCUGAGCCACUGUUGCAGCUUUCCUCAGGACAAGAAGCAUACCACUACCAACUCUUUGUGGAUAAGGAUGAGAAGUUGAACCUGCCGUCAGUUCAGACACUGUUUGAUCAGUCCUUUCUUACCUCAGAUAUCAAGCUGAAGCAAGUUCCGUCCUGUUUAAUAAUCCAGAUGCCAAGGUUUGGAAAGGAUUACAAGAUGUACCCAAGAAUAUUACCAUCCAUGGUUUUAGAUGUUACUGAUGUUAUUGAAGAUUCACCUCGCCAAUGUAUCAUCUGUGGGAAGCUUGCAGAAUAUGAAUGCCGAGAGUGCUUUGGCCAGUGUGGGUCAGGUCUGGAGAGCAUUGCAUUCUGUGCCAAGUGCAUGGACAAGGUUCAUAGCCAUAAGAAAAGGGGAAGUCAUGGAUCAACCCGAAAACUGAAAGUGCCCCCAGACUUCCAGAUGUUAGCAGACCAUUGUGGAUCCAUUCCGAGAGUGUACAUGGAGCUCUUUGCUGUAGUGUGCAUUGAGACAUCGCACUAUGUGGCUUUCACACGGUGUGGUUCAGGUGCUGAUGCCACUUGGUGCUUCUUUGACUCCAUGGCUGACAGGAAAGGGGAACAACACGGCUACAACAUCCCAACAGUAGUAGAAUGCGGAGACCUCAUGCAGUGGGUGGGAGAGGAAGGCAGCCAGAUGCUCCACGCUGUCACUGACAACAAAGCCCUGCCUGACCUCCCUCGACGUCUGCUCUGUGAUGCGUAUAUGUGCUUCUAUCAGAGUCCCAAAGUAAUGAUGUAUAGAUAAGAUAUGAAGUUUUUGCACAAUUGCAAUGCAUUUUUUCAACAUAAUUGCAAAAAUGUUGAGGAAAUUAAUGUGUGAUAAUGGGUAUUGCCCCCUCCCUCUCUUUAAUAAGGUUUUCAGUAUUGUUGAAAUUCAAACCAGUGUUACAGAAACUCACACAAAUUAUAAGAAGAAAAACAGAGCACAAAACUUCUUAUUCAUAGUAGCUGUUUGGUCUGUGGUUUGGAUAACCACCAUAGGGAGCCAAUUGCACUAACCCAGUCUUAAGCAUUGCCUGAUUGUGGCAGCACUAGUACUGGGUCAGGCGUGGAUGUCCUUCAGCCUUCAACCAGAAUACCAGCUUGGUGGCAAUGUUUGUCUAGGGAGACUUCUAUUUACUGUUUUACAAAUUCUAUCUUGAAUAAGAUUACAAGUCCUGCAAAGUGAAGGGGUUAUUGAACUGAUAAUUAUGGUUGGAACAGAUUAUUAAUGAUACAUACUUACUGUAUCUUAUUCAAAGUUUUGAAAGUUGCCAUUAGGUCUUCUGCUUUUUGGAUCCUUUUAAAUGUAGUGUGCUCUUUUGAUUUUGAAAUUUGAACUGUAUAUGGAGUAAAGAGACAAGUUCCCAGAAGGCAGGUAAGGUAGCACUUAUUUUGCUGUGACAUUCAUGUAGUCAAGUGUCAUGACUACCAUGAUUAGAAAUCAGUGUUCUGUUGUUUAGCUUUAUGUGAGUAAAAGCUGCUAAUAUGCUAGUCUAGAUUAAUUUUUUAUCCUUUACUUCAGGAGUAGGUGAGAGCUAUGUAUCAUGCUUGUGUAGUAAAUGAUCUGGUAUUGAAUAAAUAAUUAUCUGUCUCUUGAGGUCUGGUGCAAAGGGUUAUAUAUACUGGAUGUAAUUUUUUUGGUUGCUUAAUAAACUGAAAUUUUCUUGUUAUCACAAAAGCUUACCUGGGCUAACAUAGCCAGUGAGAUUCCUAUAGAGAAGGGGUUUGAGUACCAUGCAGGCUGGAUUUUUUUUUAAUCAUCUGCUUUAUAGUAAUAGAGGUAGAUAGUUUUAAUAUUUUCCAUAAAAGUGAACUGACUGUAUGUUAUUUUGUAAUAUGAGGAAUUUGCAUGAUUUUUCUGGCCUUUUAGUUUAAUAAUGCAGCCAUUUUUACACUCCCUAGUGGAUGUGAUGACAGACUUUUCUAGCCACUUUUUGGGCCACAUGUCAUGUCUUCUUGCCAUGAAAGGAAUAAUGUCAUGUUUUCACUGCAUCAGCCAGGAAAAGGGGAGUGAUACAUUUUUAAUUAAUUCUUCUUAAUUUCAUCUGUUAGUUGCAAGUUUUAUGUGCACAAAGUAAGAAACUCUAAUCUACAAAUAUUACAAGGGAAUAUGAAAAUGUAAACUACAGCCUGGAUUGAUAUUCUUAGACCUCAUGUAAGCUUCAAACUUAACCAGCAGUCAGCUCUGCUUAAUUGUACAACAUUUAUUAGUUAGUCUUGAAUUUGUGAUAGUUUAUGAAAUGUAUAAAAUUUUAAUGAGACAUGAAUAUAGAAUUGGUUUUGCAGAUUUUUCCUUGUGUACCCCCAGCUGUUGUGAACUUGCACCCCAUGGUGUAUAUACACUACUAUUUAGGAACAGCCUCAUCAUGUCACAUACUUUAAUUGUUUAAUUUUUGAAAGGAGAGUAUUGUGAUUUUAAGUGUAUUACCCUUUGAAAAGCACUUGAUUAGCAAUGAAAUAUAUAUUCUCAUAAGUCAGAAACUGAAAAAGUAAUUAUUUUUGAUAUUUGAUGUAAUUUCAUGGCUUUAUUAUGUUUUGAAAAAAUAGUUUCAACAAGCAAUAUAUGAUAUGAGUGUGCCUGCAGAGAAGCAGGAAUGAUGUGCGUGAUGGGAAGAGGUAAUGUUUAUCAAAGGCUAGAGA